AGCAAAUCAAAAUCAAAACAAAAACGAAAAUCAGUUUACUUAAAUAAAGGCGCGUUUUAAUUCGUAAACAAGUUUAGUUAGGACGAAGGAAAUGUUUCUAAUUAACAUAAAGGAUUGGUAACUCUAUUUUAUAUUCAAGGUGGACAUUAUCCUGACCUGAUUGUGUUUGUGUACACAAAAUUCACGUGGAGCAAACAUCUGAUUCAAAAUUGUUGAUAAUGGGUGCUUCGAAAAAAGGAGACCUAAAAACGGGCAAAAAAUCUUCAAAGCCUUUAAAAGGCAAAACGAGUUCAAAAGGAGAAAGAAGUUCAUCUAUAAAAACAAAAAGUAAAAUAGAAAAAAAGAAUCUUACAGAUGUAAAUGUUGAACAAAAUAUGAAAGAUGCAUCGCAAAAAAAUAGUUCAGUUAAGAAAACAGAAAUGAACAACAUAACAACCAAAAAGAGACGUUCCGCUAAGGAUAAUGCCUGUGAUAUGGCCACAAAAAAACCAAGAAUCGAUGGAGAUAUAAUUCAUAGCGAAGAAAUUCAGUUUGCUAAAAACUUAAUUGGAAAGCAAGGAACUCCUGCUUAUAACGAGUUCCUCGAUUAUUUAAUUGAAGAAAAAAGUCUACAAAUUCUGAAAGAAAAUGGAGUUAGGACAGCAAGUAUGUCUAGCAUUCUUGAUAAAUCUUAUACCAAUGCCUGCAGAUCCUUUAAAGAUCUGUAUAAUCUGUGGCUGGAUGGAAAUGGAGAUAAAACACAUUAUAUAACAACUUUGGAACAUCAAGGCAUCAAUCUGUCGAAUAUGUCCAGUAUUUUAAGUGGUUCAGGAUCAAAUGCUUCCAAAUCUUUUAAAGAUCUGUAUGAUCUGUGGUUUGACCAUACAGGAAAUAAAACAAUAUAUCUGAAAGCGCUGGAAGACGAAGGUAUUAACCUUCAGAACAUGUCUAGUAUCCUCAGUAAAGCAGGACCAAAUUCAGCGACAGCUUUCAGGGAUCUUUACGACCUUUGGUUCGACGAACAAGGAAACAAAACGACAUAUUUGAAAACUUUAGAGAAGGAAGGAGUUAACCUACCCAACAUGUCUAGUAUCUUGAAUGGGGCAGGAUCAAAAGCAGUCACAGCGUUUAAGGACUUGUAUAAUCUCUGGUUUGAUGAUCAGGGCACUAAAACGACAUACAUGAAAACCUUAGAAAAAGAAGGCAUAAAUCUGUCCAAUUUGUCUGGAAUUUUGAGCAAGGCUAAGAGUAAUGCUGCAAAAGCAUUUAAAGACUUGUACAACACCUGGUUCGAUAAGCAAGGCAACAAAACGAUGUAUCUGAAAACUCUAGAAGAACAAGGAAUCAAUUUAAGAAACGUAUCCAGUAUCCUGGGAGGAGCAGGUGCCAAUGCCACCAAGGCUUUUAAGGAAUUAUAUGAUCUGUGGUUCGAUAAGCGCGGCAAAAAAACGAAACUAUUAAUAACCCUCGAGGGCAAAGGUAUUAAAUUGCCAAACAUAUCCAGUAUUUUACACAGGGCUGGUUCAAACGCUGCCAACUCAUUCAAGGAUUUAUAUGACCUGUGGUUUGAUCAUCGCGGAGAGAGAACCCAAUGCCUGAAAACAUUAGAAAGGGAAGACAUAAGUCUGGUCAGCAUAUCCGACAUUCUACACGGAUCUGGAUCUAGUGCCUUCAAAGCAUUCAGAGAGUUGUAUGAGUUGCUGUUUGACGCCCAAGGAAAUAGAACCCAGUUUUUAAGAACUCUAGAAAAUGAAGAAGUACAUCUAGCCAAUAUAUCAAGUAUUCUAAGUGGAUCAGGAUCAAAUGCAGCCAAAGCCUUCAAAGACCUAUACCACUUGUGGUUUGACGAAGAUGGGAAGAAAGCUAAAUAUUUAAAAAGUCUGGAAAUGGAGGGAGUAAACCUAGCCAACAUGUCAAGUAUCUUAAGUAAAUCAGGGUCCAAUGCUCCAAAGGCUUUUAAAAACCUGUAUAGCAUUUGGUUUGAUGAAAGUGGCAAGAAGACUAAGCAACUGAAGGCAAUUGAAAACGAAGGUGUAAACAUUGCUAACAUAUCAAGUAUACUACAUGGUGGCGGAUUGAAUGCUUCUAAGGCAUUUAAAGAGUUAUAUGACCUUUGGUUCGACGAAGAGGGAAAGAAAACCCAGUACCUAAAAACACUUGAGAAGAAAGGAGUAAAUCUAACUAAUAUGUCAAGUAUUCUGAGUGGAGCAGGAGUCAACGCCCCCAAGUCCUUCAAAGAUUUAUAUGAUGCCUUUUUUGAUGGGCGAGGAAAGAAAAAACGAAAUUUAAAGCAUUUUAUCAAGGGAAAAGGGGAAGACCAUUUUACAAUGCACAAUAUAUCCGGUAUUUUGAGUGGUUCGGGGGCCAAAGCUGUAGAUGCUUUUAAUGAAUUCCACGAUGUUUGCUUUAAUAGUGAAGGAAAGAGAACCAAUCUAUUGAAUGACUUUUAUAAUAUUGGCUUUACACCAAGUAACUUAUCCUCCAUAUUAUGUAGGGGCGGCAUUCGUGCUGCCUCCAAUUUAAGAAACUUCUAUGCUGUCUGUUUUAAUGGCGAAGGAGAGAAGUCGAAACUUUUAGCAGAUUUCUAUAAUAUAGGCUUUAAGCCAGUCGACCUUUGCAGUUUAUUGAGCGGUACAGCAAAUUGCCUACAGAAGCUGCACGACUUUUGUUUCGGAGAAUCAAAUAAGUAUCUAAAUGAUUUCCUGAAUGACACAGAUGGUUUCACGAUAGGUAAUUUGUGCAACAUUUUACAUGGAGCGGAAGAUAAUGCCAUUUCAGCUUUGAAGGAUUUUCACGAUGCUUGUUAUGACAACGAUGGGAACAGAACCAUUUAUUUAGAUGAUUUCUAUAAUGUACAUUUCAACUCCAGUGACUUAGCUGGUAUAUUGUCUAUGACAGGCAAAAAUGCCGCUUCAAUUCUAAUAAGAUUCCAUGAAACUUGCUUUAAUGGUAAAAAUUAUCUAAUCCACUUCUUAGCUAAAGAGAAGGUUUUUAAACCAAAAGAUUUAUCUAAAAUAUUGUACGGAGCAGGAACAAAUGUUUGUCAUAUCUUUGAAAAAUUGCAUGGUCUUUGUUUUGAUCAAGUUGGGCAUAAAAGCAAUUAUUUAAGCGGCCUUUUAAAGGAUUAUGAAUCAAAUGAAAUAAUUAAUACACUAUACCAAAAACUUCGAAAAUCUUCAUUAGGCUGUGAAGAUUAAGGCAAGUAUAAAAAUAUAGUAAUAAAUGAA
Molecule: messenger RNA, 3206 nt
Organism: Drosophila santomea
Lineage: Eukaryota; Metazoa; Arthropoda; Insecta; Diptera; Drosophilidae
Exons: 2
Coding region: 219-3176 (985 amino acids)
Source: RefSeq, a predicted model, not a curated record